GCGCUUUCCUAGGUUAUAUCUUCGCAGGAAAACGAGGAACAAUACGAACAAGAUGUCGGACAUCUCCAGCGAGGACCUGCGCCGCGAAAUCCAGUCGGUGCUGAAGGAUGCCGACUUGGCCACCAUUUCCGCGAAGAGGGUGCGCGAACAGGUGGAGGGAAAGCUCAACUGCUCGCUGCUGAGCCGCAAGAAGGAGUUCGACAAGAUCGUCAUGGAGGUGAUCAACGAGCAGCAGGACGAGGAGGACGAGGACGAUGACGAGGGCAAGGAUCCGGACGCGGAGCCCGACGAGGAGAGCGAGCCCAGCGAGGAGGAGGACCCCAGCAGCAGCGAGGAGGAGGCCCAGCAGAAGAAGAAGCCCGGCAAGCCGGGUCCCAAGAAGCGGCCACAGCCCACCAAGCACAAGGCGCCCAAGAAGAAGCGCAAGACUUUGAAUGCCGACGAUUCGGGCACCGAAAGCGAUGCUGGCUCGGAUUCGGACUACGAGGUGGUCAAGAAGCCGGCGGCCAAGAAGAAGGCAGGCAAGGCUGCCGGCGGAACCACCGCAUCCGGUCGCAAAUCCACCGGUUUCACGCGGGCCUACAAUCUCUCACCCGAACUGAGUGCCCUCAUGGGUGAAUCAUCGCUUCCUCGGCACGAGGUGGUCAAGAAGGUGUGGGCCAUCAUCAAGGAGCGGGAUCUAUACGAUCCCAAGAACAAGCAGUUCGCCAUCUGCGACGACGAGCUGAUGAAGGUGAUGAAAAUCCGACGUUUCCGCACCUUCGGCAUGCUGAAGCACCUCAAGCCGCACUUUCUCGACUAAAUCCGACCGAUCCUCUCCAGAUGCAAAUAUAUAUAGAUGUACGCAGCCUCUAAACCUUUAUCCUAAACUAAUUGUAACUUUCGGCUCCGCUUGGAUUUGUUUGUUCCCACACACAACUUCUACACACACACACCUUUUGAUUAAGAUUUAGUUGACGCAUGUGUUUAGCAUUAACCUAAUUAGGACGGGUUUGAUAUAUGCACUUUACGGCAUUUUAAGAAAAGAAAAAGAGUUCAUUAUAAUACCAGGAAGCCAACGAAGAUGAACGUGAAAAAUUAUAUAAAAAAAUACAAAACGAACGUAAUACAUAAAGUGUAUGAUUUUUUUAUAACAAACUCGUGUAGUUUACAUUUUAUAAAGUAUCAAAGAAAAAACAUAACAAGUUUAAGGCAAAGUAUCGAGUAAUAAAAGAGAAAUAGACGAGUGAUGCAUCUGAAA
Messenger RNA from Drosophila takahashii, 1240 nucleotides. It is a transcript of the gene Non2, whose product is annotated as upstream activation factor subunit spp27 homolog Non2. The record is from RefSeq and is a predicted model, not a curated record. Gene Ontology annotation, cellular component: nucleus. NCBI's taxonomy places the organism in Eukaryota, Metazoa, Arthropoda, Insecta, Diptera, Drosophilidae.